AUGCAGAACCAAAGCCAGAUCUCGAGGGUUCCAAGUGUCGCAAUGACGGAGCCCCGCAACGUCCAAAGCGACGUGCCGGCGGACAAGGGUCGGGCCUCCAACGGAGGAUCCUCUGAGAACUUGGCGGCACCGUCCCCGCUCGAUCGGGGCAGAUCGAUGAGCCCAGUUCAAACGAGCACAACUGCCGCGCAAAGCAGAUCGGCAUCAGGUGCCAUGACUCACAGAGGAGCCAUUCCUCAUGCCUGGGCCAGCGGAGAGGGGCCAGUGGCAUCUCCCAGGACGCCGAGGCACCCGGCUGGUUCCGAGCUCCGGCUUGGAAUCGUCGUUGCGGAGCUCCAGCGCCAGGGGGCCGAGGAUCGGCGCCUCGUGCAACGGCAGCUGGACCAUCUCGAGCGGCGGCUCCAGGAGCAGCUUGCUAUGCCGGCCAGUCGCGAGCGCUGGGCAGACCUCCAGGGCAGUGUCACUGGACUGCUGGAAGAGGUCGCAGGAUUGGUCCGACGCGUGGAAGGCCUAGACGAAAAGUUCAGGAGCCGAACUGCAGCCUGCGAAGAGCUGCUGCGGCAGCGCACACGCGAAGUGGAGCAGCAAGUCCACAGCCAGCAGCAGAAGGUCCAGCUGGCAGUUUCCACCUUUGAGGAGAUGUCCAAGCGCCAAACUGCCAAGCUCCGCAAGGUGGUUCAAACUUCGGAGGAGCAAACACGGCGACUGGCCUCUCUGGAGGAAGCUUCCCGGCGCCCUGCGCAGGAUACGACGAUGCGAUUGGAGGCCCGGCUCUCGGAAUUGGAAGGACAACAAGCGAGUUUGGAGGAAGAGUUCCGGAAUGUCGCGACCGGCCAGAGACUGGACUCCUUGAGCCCCAGCAGGCGCAUUCAUGCGUCGGCUCACACAGUGCAGGAGGGCCCGGGGUACGACGUGGUCCGUGCCUUGGAGACCGAGCUCUCGACUCUCUCGAAGCACCUGGCAGCACAGCUCGACGACCACUCCUCGGCAUUGGCCAGCCUGCGCGUGCGCACCGAGGGUCAGGAGCAACGUCUCGUCGCAGCAGGCGAGCGGCUGGAAAAGGUGGUGGCCCCAACGAUGGAGGCUUUUCGUUCCGAGAUGCAGCAGCUGAGACUCGCAGAUCGCUCCGAGAUGGACCAACGCUUCGAGCAUCUGUCGAGGAGACUGGUCGACAGCAACGAAGAAGCCAUGAAUGAGCUCAGGGACGUCUUGCAGGAUCAUCGCGAAACAGAUCCUACUUCUGAGGUUGCUGUAUCUCGCCUUAGAGAAACAUGUGCUGUGCAGGAUCAGCAGCUGCGCCGACUCGAGGCACUAUUGGAUCCCAGCACGCAGCGCGAGGAGGAGCUGUGUGGACUUCUGGUUCGAGUCGAGGGGCUGGAGCACAGACUCGAGCUGAUCGACGAAGAGGCUGUUUCGGAGAAGGCUGAUCGCACGGAGCUUCACCGUCUAGAACUAGCUGUGAAAGAGAUCUCCGAGCCCCUCCGGCGUCUCUCUCAGAGAACAGCCACCACUGAAACCCGCACAUUAAGUUUGGAGCACCAGCUGGAGCAGCUCCAGGCAGACCACAGCGCAGUUCCAAUUCCAGCGACGACCUCGCCCGGGAGCGAGAGCUUUGCGACAAAAGCCAGUCUCGAGGCCUUGUCUGAAGAGCUGGGGCAGGCCGUGGUUCGCAUCGUGGAAGUGGAAGCAGUGGUGCAGCGACCGUCUGCGAUUGCAGCUCCUGCAAGCGAAACAGUGCUGCUGGAGGCUGCAAGCCGGAUCGAUGCGGUGGAGUCCUCUGUCAAAGUUCUUGAAGAGCAGAUGGAGCAUCACUUGAAGUUCCAGGAUGUUCCUGCAAGUUCAAGCAGUGAGGCGGCGGUGCAGCUCGAAGAGCUAUCCGCGCGAGUCUCCAAAGCUCUCAAACUAGCAGAAACCAGCGGAAGCAACAUGCAGUCUUUGCGCUUUGACUUGGUCGUGGAGCAGGACCGUGUAGCCAAGAUCACCGAGGAUUUGAACAAGAUGUCCAGGCGGCUUGAAAACGCCGAGUCUGCCUUUGAGCUGCAGACCAUUAAGGAGCAGGAUCUCUCUGAUAGCUCCGCGGCAGAGACGGCACAGCUUGCUAGUGAUUUGCCAAAGGUACAUGCACUGACGGAGAGGUUCGAGGCUUCUGAAGGCCGCACCUCUGAAGCUCUGCAGAAGAUGCUGUCGAGCAUCGACAAGGUCCAAGUCCUGCACCAGGGCCUCGAAGGCUCCAACCGAGAUCUCACACAGCUGGUCGACACCCUCUCCUCCCGCCUCGACCGCCUGGAGGCCGACGCGCCCCAAAAAGAGGACCUGCAGACGCUGCUGGCACAGGCGCGGGAAGCCGCUACUUCCAGCAUGCGCCAGCAGCUGUCGGAUAUCAACUCCCAAUCUGGCAAGGACAGCGAGAUGCUCAAAGCCCUGCAGCAGGAGUUGGAGCAGCAGAAGGUGAACCAGGCGCAGCUCUCUGAAAGCACGAAGGACUUGACCCGCAAGGUAGAGGCUUCAGAAGCGACGAUGUCGGCGAGCAUGCAGACCUUGGAAGACCAGCUGACCGAGAUGCUCAGAAAGUCAAAGGAGUCCGUCAGCGACGUCCGUGUUACGGUAGAAGAUGUUCUUCAACGGGUGGAGGCCACCGAGGCUGCAUCGAAGGCCGUCCGCGAGGAGAUCAUGAACGAGGAGGCCCAUGGCGAAGCUUAUCAGCUUGCCAGGACCUGCCAGAACGACUUGCGCGGAGUUCACUCGGAUGUGGCAGACCUUCAGGCUUCUUUGAGAAGUCUGGUCCGGCGAGUAGAGGAUCUGCACCACGCAGGGACGGCCGGAAACACCAGGAAGCAGGUGUCUGAUGGCGCUCGUCAGCUGGAGCUGCGGGUCGAGGGGCUGCAGAAGCAGGUGAUGGAGGAGUUGGAACAGUUAGCAGAGCAGCAGCAGUUGCUGACCAAGGUCAAGCCAGGGCAGCUUGUAAAGCCGGAGGUCCAGGACUUGGAGCAGAACGUCGAGCGCUUGGCGGCCCAGGUGGCGGAGGAGCUGCAGCAGCUGCAGAUGCAUCAAGGCGAACUCGGCAAGGUUCAGGUUCGCCUUCAAAGCACCAACCCGGGCAAGGGCAAAGCACCGGAGGUCGAACGGAAGAUCUCGGAGCUACAACACAAGGUUCUUGAAGAGUUGGAAGCUUUGGGCAAACAGCAAGAAGAACUCGGCAAGGCUAAGGUCACCAUGGCAGAUCUUUCUGACCGUGUCCAGCAAGCGGUCGCCACCGUCACUGAAUGCAAGAAGGUGACGCUCGGAAUGGAGGAACGGCUAAAGCGGCUAACUUCCGAGGAGGCUCCUGCCUCGCUCGGACGGAACGGCAAGGCCCCUCCAAGAGACCAGGGCCUCAAGGAGACAGUCGCCGCCGAGCUGCCAGGCAGCGACGUGGAUGACAGCUAUGGGGCUGAUGACUUCGAGGAGUCCGCCGAGGAUGCCAGCAUGUCCGAAGAUAAAGCUGGUGGCAAAUAG
Molecule: messenger RNA, 3495 nt
Organism: Symbiodinium sp. CCMP2456
Lineage: Eukaryota; Dinophyceae; Suessiales; Symbiodiniaceae
Source: the annotation of a GenBank genome assembly